CAGCUCUCUCCACCAGCGAACAAGUCCUUGUCUAUUCUUGUAUACUCUUACACGUCUCGACAGACUCUCCAGCGCCUUGUUGAAAACUUUUUUCUUCUUCGCCAUCACGCAAUGUCUGCUCUCCACGCUACGCCCUCAAAGCAGGCGGCUGCUGCAUUCAGCUCUCUCAAGAUGACCGACUCGCCCGCCAAGGAGCUCGACUUCUCAGACUCGGACAAGGAAAACGUCUUCAGGCCCAUUGUCGGCAUUCCCGAUGACUUCGACGCCAACGUCCAAGACGUCAAGCCCACGGUCGCGUCCACAAUCAGGGAGGAAGAGGCCCACGAGCCCCUCCUCCAGGAGAACCCCGGACGCUUUGUCCUCUUCCCCAUCAAGUACCACGAUGUCUGGCAAAUGUACAAGAAGGCCGAGGCUUCUUUCUGGACCGCCGAGGAGAUUGAUCUCUCCAAGGACCUCCACGACUGGAACAAGCGAUUGAACGACGACGAGCGCUUCUUCAUCUCGCACGUGCUCGCCUUCUUCGCCGCCUCGGACGGCAUCGUCAACGAGAACCUGGUCGAGCGCUUCUCGAGCGAAGUACAAAUCCCCGAGGCCCGCUGCUUCUACGGCUUCCAGAUCAUGAUGGAGAAUGUGCACUCGGAGACAUACUCUCUCCUCAUCGACACAUAUAUUAGCGAGCCCAGGCAACGCCAGUACCUGUUCAACGCCAUUGACAACAUUCCCUGCAUCCGCAAAAAGGCCGACUGGGCGCUGCGAUGGAUCACGGACAAGAACUCGACCUUUGCCAACCGCCUUGUCGCCUUUGCUGCUGUCGAGGGCAUCUUCUUCAGCGGAUCGUUCGCGUCCAUCUUCUGGCUCAAGAAGCGCGGCCUCAUGCCUGGCCUGACCUUCUCCAACGAGCUCAUCUCCCGUGACGAGGGCAUGCACACGGACUUUGCCUGCCUGCUCUUCUCUCUGCUCAACACGCGCCCCAGCAAGGAGUCGGUCGAGGCCAUCAUCACCGAGGCUGUUACGAUUGAGCAAGAGUUCCUCAGCGACGCUCUGCCCUGCGCUCUGCUCGGCAUGAACGCCAAGCUCAUGUGCCAGUACAUUGAGUUCGUCGCCGACCGUCUGCUGCUGGCGCUGGGCAACCCCAAGGUGUACCACGCCACCAACCCCUUCGACUUCAUGGAGAACAUUUCGCUUGCCGGCAAGACCAACUUCUUCGAGAAGCGCGUUGGCGACUACCAGAAGGCGGGCGUCAUGGCCAGCACAAAGAAGCACGAGCAGAAGGAGGGCUCGUCGUCGCCCGCACCCGAGCCCCAAGGCCAGUCUGGCGACUUCUGCUUCGACGAGGACUUUUAGAUGGCUCGCAGCCGUGUUUCGUUGCCAUUUUCCUUUCAUGUAGUCUCUUGUAUACCACCCUGGACGCUUUGGUCCUUGCAUUGUCGGAGUCGCUGAUACUCCGCGCACGUUGGCGUCAUGGCGUAGUUUUUCUUUUCUGUUUCUUUUUUGGGCACACCUCUUGGAUGAGUGAAGCGGCUGGUUAUGGACUUUGCACGCGACGGAUCAACGACCUAUAUUCCCCCCUGAAUAAUUACGAAUGCACCAUUUU
Molecule: messenger RNA, 1594 nt
Organism: Exserohilum turcica Et28A
Lineage: Eukaryota; Fungi; Ascomycota; Dothideomycetes; Pleosporales; Pleosporaceae
Exons: 4
Coding region: 112-1344 (410 amino acids)
Biological process (GO): deoxyribonucleotide biosynthetic process
Molecular function (GO): oxidoreductase activity
Source: RefSeq, a predicted model, not a curated record